This is a messenger RNA of Paramormyrops kingsleyae, 2426 nucleotides long. Its product is annotated as arylamine N-acetyltransferase, pineal gland isozyme NAT-3-like. Gene Ontology annotation, molecular function: arylamine N-acetyltransferase activity. Lineage: Eukaryota; Metazoa; Chordata; Actinopteri; Osteoglossiformes; Mormyridae. The record is from RefSeq and is a predicted model, not a curated record.
AGUAUAAAAACGAAUGAAAUGGUUUCAGUUCCGGAUUUUACCAAUACCCGGAUUACAAUACAAACGCUAAGUAGGCACUUUCAGCCGGAGGCUGUACGACCGGAAAUGCUCGCUUUUGGGUUGUGUAUAGUGGAAAGGAUCGAUCUGAACAUUAUAAUUACCAUUAAUUGUUUCAUGUCUGCAGCUUUCUUGAGGAAACGAUAAAAAGUUUCGACAACUGUCUUCGUAAUUGCUGGGAACUUUGCCUGUAAGGUACAGUAAGGAUCGGAACUGAAGAAGUCCCUGGUUUCUUCUAUAAAAUCCAAGUUCAUACACCACGAUCGCCUGUCGCUUUACUUAUUUCUUACAGAGCGCUUUAAAAUAGAAUUACAUCCACAAUUUCGCCAGUGAGCAUGGACACAGAAAAAUACUUGCUAAGGAUUGGCUUUGAUGGACCUGCAACACCAACACUUGAGACCCUUAAUCGCAUUCACAGGAGACAUUUGUUGUCUGUACCGUUUGAAAAUUUGACUAUUCACAGUGGUGGCCGGGUGGAGUUGGCACUACAGUGUCUUUAUGACAAAAUAGUCAACCAGCGAAGGGGAGGCUUCUGCUAUGAGAAUAAUGGGCUGUUCUCAUGGCUGCUAUCACAACUGGGAUUUGAGAUCACUGUCUUGUCGGCUCAAGUCAAGAACCGCAUCACUCGGGUCUACGGGCCUCCGUUUGAUCACCUCGUCGUCAUGGUGAUGCUGGAGGGACAGCGAUGGCUCUGUGAUGUUGGCUUCGUGGCAGGUUUUGAGAUCCCCAUUUCUUUGGAGACAGAAGAUUCCCAGAAGCAGGAGCAUGGUGUGUUCCGUGUCCGGUGUGAGGGGGAGACCUUGUUCCUGGAGAUGGCUGUGGAGGACCAAACCGAAGGGAAGAGCGAGGAAAUGGGCUGGACCGGGCUGUACAAAUUUACCUUGCAGCCUAGGCAAAGGGAGGAUUUCCUAGCAAUGUGUCUCUAUCAUCAAACCUCCCCAAGUUCAAUCUUCUACUGCAAGUCUCUCUGUUCCCUUCUGCUACCCAAUGGACGGGUCACCUACUUGGGACACAAGUUUAUGGUCACUAGCUUCCCUUCUGAAGUGGGUGGCCCUAUCUCUAAGACCACCCAGGAGAUAUCAGACAAGGAGAUACCAGAGCUUCUGAGGGAGACAUUUGGAAUAGAGCUCCCUUCUCCCAUAAUCCCAAAAGAUGAGGUCAUUAUUCCACCCCCCUCCAUUUAUUAGCACGCUUUUCCAUCUGGUAUUUGAUGCUUUAAAAAGUAUGGGAGAGUGGGAAGACAAAUGGACACACGAGAUAUACAAGUAAUAGCUGCACAGCCUAUGCUGUUAGCAUUCUGGUACCGCUUUCAUGAAGAGUGAAUAGGCUGGGUAUCAAAUUUAGUAUCAACAAAACUACAGCCUAAUUACGUGAAAGCAUCAAAUGUAUUAAAUAUUAAUAGAUAUGGUUAGCACUGUGCUAAAUUGUUAGCACAGUCUUCUCACCUCUGGGUCCUGGGUUCGAGUCUCCGCCAGGGUUCCAUGUGUGUGGAGCUUGCAUGUUCUUCCUGUGUCAUCGUGCAGUUUCCUCUGGAUAUCCACGGUCCAACUGGAAUUGCCAAAUUGCCCAUAGCUGUGAAUGGUGCGUGUGUGUGUGUGUGUGUGCCCUGCAAUGGGUUGGUGCCCCACCCUGGGUUGUUCUCUGCCUGGUACCCAUAGGCUCCAGACCCCCGUGUGAUCCUCAAUAGGAUAAACAAUUUAAGGAAAUGGAUGGACAGUUAGCACUGUUGCCUUGUACCAGUGGGACCAGGGUUUGAGUCUCUGUCCCGGCUCUAUGUGGGUUUGCAUGUUCUCCCUCUGUCGUCGUGGGAUUUCCUCUAGGUUCAAUGGUUUCCCCCCACAAUACAAAAAAAUGCUAAGGUGAAUUGGCGUUAUCAAAUUGCCCAUAGAUAUAAAUGGUGUGUGUGUGUGUUUGCCGGCCUUGUGCCCAUAGCUUCUGGGAUAAGCUCCAGACCCCCACAAACCUGCAUAGGAUAAGCAGGUAUAUCCAUAGCAUACUGUAGAUGGGAAAUCCAUGCAGUCCUACAUGGAGUUUUGUAAGAAUUCUCAGGAUCUAUUUACUAAAGUUCUACAAUGUUGCCAGGCUCAGGGACAAGACUGAUAUGUAUCAUAUAGAUAAGCCAUCAGUAAUUGUAAAACAAAUUGAAAUGCACUUUAUUUUAUGUAAUUGACAAUUUCAAGUUAAAUGUUGUAAAAGGCAUUUUAUAAUUGAUCAUAAGUAUGCAUGUGUUGGCGUAUAAAGCAUAAAUAGAUGAUGGGUCACACCCUAAGGGAGAAAAAUUAAAAUCACUGAAAACAUAAGCUUGCAUAUCCACAAGUUAAUUAAAGGGACACAUACUGUAUUUUAUAAAUUAGUUUUCCAAUAUAAAA